AUGGCUAGCACAACAGAUAAAGAUGCCAUAAAAAGCGAGGUCAACAACUUUGAGCAUACUCCUUCAAAUGGAGAGAUUGAGACGGCGGGGUCGACAUACGAAACUGUCGUCGUUGGGCGUACCUUGCGUAAGGUCGACUGGCGACUGCUGCCAGUACUGACAGUUCUUUAUUUGCUUGCCUUUAUCGAUCGUGGAAACAUUGGAAAUGCCAAGGUUGCAGGCAUGAACACAGAUCUGGGACUCACCUCAAAGCAAUACAACAUUGCGCUCACCGUUUUCUUCUUCCCCUAUUCCAUAUUCGAAGUACCAAGUAACAUAGUGCUCAAGAUAAUGCGCCCGAGCCUUUGGAUCUGUAUCAUCGUCUUCAGCUGGGGAAUUGUCAUGACUUGCCAAGGUCUCGUCAAGAAUUACGACCAUCUUAUCGUGACUCGAGUUCUCCUGGGAGUUUGCGAGGCAGGGUUCUUCCCAGCUGCCAAUUACCUACUAACAACGUGGUAUUGCCGCUUCGAGCUUCAAACUCGCAUUGCUGUAUUCUUUUCUGCGGCUUCACUUGCUGGUGCCUUCUCCGGGCUACUAGCUUUUGCUAUUGAAAAAAUGGAUGGGGUCGGGGGAUAUGCAGGAUGGCGCUGGAUUUUCAUUCUUGAAGGCGCAGCAACAGUCCUCAUUGCUUCGACACUUCCAUGGACGCUGCCUGACUCGCCAAAUACCGCCUCAUUCUUAAAUUCAAGGGAGAGGGAAAUCAUCAUCACACGGCUGGAGCAGGAUACUGGAACGUCAUCCGGCAUAGUAACGAACACUGAAAAGUUUCAAUGGAAGCAUAGUAAGCUGUCCGGAUUCUUCCCUUGCAGAAAUGCAUAUUCUAAUGUCAUUCCUCCAGUCAAAGAGGCUCUUCUUGAGUGGAAGAUAUACGUGGCGACAAUAGUCUUUUGGGGUAGCGCGAUACCCGUAUACGCCUUCACUUACAGUGCACCUUCUAUCAUUCUCGAGCUUGGCUAUUCAUCGGCUAAUGCGCAGCUCCUAACUGUUCCAAUAUAUCUUGUUGGGGUCGUCAGUACUGUACUUUUUGCUCGCCUGUCUGACCGAUCGGCCACUCGUUGGAAGUUCAUCAUAAUUCCGUUCAUCAUCGCGGCAUGUGGCUUCAUCGCCUUACUCGCGAUACCGCACCCACGUUUCCCUGGCCUAACCUAUGCUAUGUUGUUUUGUAUUCCGGCUGGAUGCUAUCCACCAUUGGUCGGAGUUAUGGCAUGGUCAGCCAAUAAUCUCUCACCAAGCUGGAAGCGCGCAGUUGGCGUAGCUAUCUUGACUUCGGUCGGUAACCUGGGAGGCGCGAUUGGGUCAAACAUUUUCAUGGAGAGUCAGAAGCCCACCUAUCAUAUUGGCUACGCCAUUAGUCUUACGAUCGUGGUGCUUGCAAUUAUCAGCACAUUGGGUCUUAAGACUGCGUGGAAACGCCUCAACGACCAGCGAAGUCUUAUUUCAGAAGAAGAAGUAAGACAACAGUAUACAGAGGAUGAGCUGCUUGAUUUGGGAGAUAAAUCGCCUCUUUAUCGGUAA
Penicillium cosmopolitanum is the source of this 1554-nucleotide messenger RNA. RefSeq names its product retrograde regulation protein 2. Gene Ontology annotation, cellular component: membrane. The coding region runs from base 1 to 1554 and encodes 517 amino acids. NCBI's taxonomy places the organism in Eukaryota, Fungi, Ascomycota, Eurotiomycetes, Eurotiales, Aspergillaceae. The record is from RefSeq and is a predicted model, not a curated record. The transcript is spliced from 7 exons. Gene Ontology annotation, molecular function: transmembrane transporter activity. Gene Ontology annotation, biological process: transmembrane transport.